This is a messenger RNA of Dujonia railenensis, 696 nucleotides long. NCBI's taxonomy places the organism in Eukaryota, Fungi, Ascomycota, Pichiomycetes, Serinales, Debaryomycetaceae. The record is from the annotation of a GenBank genome assembly.
AUGGCAGACACACAACAAGUAUCGUUUCAGUAUGCCAACGAGUGUGACCUUGAGAUCCAUUGUUCACCUUUUGGGUUAUCAGGGUUGUACAUCAAAGUUAAAGGGACUAAUAUAAUGGGUAUAGGAUCCACUAUGGGAUUAGUCACAGGGUCCACCACUGGACUCAUUCACUAUAAUGAUGCUAAUGACUUGAUGGAUCAAAAAUAUAAACUAUACGUGAUUGUAGAUGAAGAGGGAAAUUUGAGAAUAGAUUUCACUAAAAUAUUCACAUUAAAACAUCUGAAUAGUGUCAGUGCAAACAUUAAUAUAGAAAGCAAUGUGAGUAGCAGUAGUAUUGGUAAUAGUAAUGCGAACAAUAAUACAAGUAGUAGUAGUGCCACUGGAAGUAUCAGUGCCAGCGCGGUAGGUGAUGGUAUCAGCGAAGAAAAAGGUGGUAAUAAUUUGCUUUCCCCGGAAAAUUCAUCUUCAGGUAGCAGCGGACAGCCAUCAUCUAAUGAACCACAGCUAAACACAUUCACGCCGGACAACAACAGCCCUAGAGAGAACACAAGUAAGUCGCAACUUGGAAACAUAGACAUUGAAAGUUACGAGGAAGAUGAAGUACCUACUUUAGUGUUCAAGGGUAAAUGCCCCGAGGGACGUCCAGAUAACAUAGACCCAUUCAUAGGUAUAUUCUCGUUUGAAAGGGAAGACUAA